Pocillopora damicornis (cauliflower coral) is the source of this 3406-nucleotide messenger RNA. Its product is annotated as MICOS complex subunit MIC60. The record is from RefSeq and is a predicted model, not a curated record. Lineage: Eukaryota; Metazoa; Cnidaria; Anthozoa; Scleractinia; Pocilloporidae. Gene Ontology annotation, cellular component: MICOS complex. Gene Ontology annotation, biological process: cristae formation.
AAUCCGCCAUAUUGGAAUCACUAGUACAGGCUUGUGAAAUGUUCCGAAUCAAAAGUACAAGAGGGUCAUUAUUGCAAUCGUUUGUAAACUUAUCUCGACUAACAUCCUCGAAGGGUCGUUUGUCUUCAGCAAACAAAUACUUUUAUACACAACUAAGAAGAUGUGAAUCAACUACAGCAGGGUCCCCAAGGUCAACCAAAGGCCUACCAGUUUGGAAAAUAGCAGCAGGAGUAGCCUUAGCCAGUAGUGGAGGUGUGGUUGGAGCAGCUCUAGCCUUUCAUUACAGCGCAGAUGUCCGCACAUGGUGGGCCACAAAUUUUCCAUAUCUUGCACCUUAUUUGGGUACCUUGGGUGAGUCCUUAACAGGGAGCAAAACGUCUCCAAUUCUUGGUGGAAAAGUAAACAAUACUUCAAGAGACCCAACAAAGCCUCAUUCUUUCGAUGAACCAUUGAAUCUUGGUGUUUCAACACAUAAAGCUCCCCAAAAGGAUGCUGAUCCUUCAUCAAGAAAACCUGUGAAGCCUUUGGCUGGGAGUAAGGAACCAGUGGCAUCUGUUUCAUCAGUUGAUCAAACAGGCAUUUCUGCUGUCGAUCUUGCAAUUGCCAGAACAGUUGAAAGGGAAGUAAAAGAGAGUGCUAACUCAAUAGAACCUAAGCCUGAUGCCCCUCAGAAUACAGUUAGUAAACCACCAAAGCCUGGAGGUAGAGGAAAAGCAGAGUCACCAACAGCUGCUGUGUCAGCUCUAGAUCAAGUGGGUGUUUCUUCUGUGGACCUUGAUAUCUCAUCUGCUGUGGAAAAGGAGGCUGAGCCUGCUACCACAGCCAAGGUACCAGAAGGUAUAGGGAAACCAGCUGAGAAAGGAGAAGAUACUGGAUCUCAUGAAAUCAAAGAUGUGGACACAAGUCUUACUGAGAAGGAAGUUGAAGCCCUCAUAGAUCAGACUGCCAUGGAAGCUAUGGUUCAUGAUGCAGUGGAAAAGUUAAAGGGUAUUGGUCAAGAAGCUAUAGAGGCUCAGCAAACAGCUGGCAAAGCCAUACAGGAACAUGUUGAACAGCUCAAGAGUGCACUUGCUCAAUCCCUUGAGGGUAGAACUCUUAAGGAUCUUAGUGAAUUGGUACUAAAUUCUCAAAAGGCAGCCAUUGACAGUGUUAAUGCUGCCAAAACUGCACAGGUAAAAGUAAAUGAAGAAGUAGAAAAGGUUCAUUCUAUUAUCAAAGAAGCAGAUGCUGCUGGGGUUAAAGGAGCAGGAACUACUGCAGCAGAAGAGGCAGCGAGGGUAAGUUACAGUGUGCAGAAAGCAGCGUUAGACGUGCAGAAGGCCAAGGCCGAGGCAGCAGUUCUGGAGGAACAUCAGAAAGACUUGGCCAAAAGUAAAGAUAUGUUCAGGAAGGAGCUACUGGAUAUAAUACCUGGUGCUCUGAAAGGAGAAGCUUUGGAAGGUGUUGGGGAGAAAGAUGAUAGGUCUGAGUCGGUUCUUUUGGCAUAUGCUCGGAAAAGACUUGAUCAGCUAACACAGGAGCUUGUCAGUUACCAGACUGAGGAACAAAAGAGGCUCGAGAACUCCCUUAAAAUCCAACGAGAAGAGGACGCCAAGGUGACUGAACUUAGACUAAAACAAGAAGCUGAGAGAAUGGUAUCCGAAUUUGAAACCACUCUGAAGAAGAAGGAAGCAGAGCUUUCAGCAGAAUACGAGGUGAGCCUCCGACAGCAAUUACGUCGCCAGGCAGCAGCAUACAGUGAUAACUUGGCUGAGGUUCUCCGUGUUCAGGCUACGGAACUAGAAAACAGGUAUAAGGACGACUUGCAACAAAAAAUGGCCAUAGAAAAAGAGGCUUUUAAAGUGCAGUUAGCUGGAGCUCUUGCUCAGUUACGAGGUGUGGCAUCAGUGAUAGAGGGCAGAGCAGAUGUUGAGAAACAAAAUAAGCAGGCACAAAAGCUCUGGACAGCGUGUCAAUCGUUGACUACAGCUAUCGACAAAGGUGCUAAUCAACCAAAACCGCUGCUGCCUCAGUUGACGGCCAUUCACGAUGCUGCAGCAGAGGAUCCACUGGUCUCACAAGUUCUUAACUCUCUACCAGAAGAGGUUGUGUUAAGAGGAGUUUUGAACGAAGAGAAUGUGACGCGUCGCUUUUACAAGAUCCGCAGAUGGUGUCGAAGAGUAGCCAUGAUAGGAGAGAACGGAGCUUCACCAUGGACUCACGUGCUGUCAUACAUUCAGUCUUUCCUAAUUUUCGAUUCAUUUGAUCCCGUAAAGCAGGGAGAACUCGUAGAUUUAGACAAUUUGGACACUUUUGAUCUCCUAGCGCGCGCAGAGUUCUACCUUCGGCAUGGAGAUCUGGAGCUAGCGACGCGAUUGGUAAAUCAGCUUCGUGGGGAGCCUAAAAAUGUAGCGCGCGAUUGGUUGCUGGAAGCUCGGUUGCUUUUGGAGACGAGGCAGGCUGCUAACUUGUUGACUGCUUAUGCUGCUGUAUUGGGAACAGCAGGGCUGGUUAAUUAGAUCUUAGAAGUACAUUUAUUUUUAAGGGACAAUACAAAUGAGUUGUCGUCAAUAAGUAAUGAUUCCCUUCCAACUAAUGAUUCAUUACCAACUCACGUCUUGAACUUCACCCUCUACUGCUUCUUUUUAAAAUACGAUUGGUGAAACAACACAGAGAAAGGGUAAGAAAGGAAAGAAGAUUAAAAAUGAACUUUUAAAGUCAGCCAGUCUACAAAUUUGUGAUAUCCGUGUAGAGUGAGUUCAAUGAUGUUUCCUUUCAUCCAAGUUUUGACCUAACAUAAUAACAAGCAGAAAACUAAAACUAAUAUGUUUUCGUGAGGCUGUAAUUCUUUGUUGCUUUAAUGUUAUCGGUAAAUCCAUGAAAUUAACAUCUACUUGAUUUACAAUUUUAGAGUUAAAAGAAUCAAUGUUUUUUAUUUUGUUCCAGUUCGUUUAUACGAACGCUGACUAUAAGCUUCAAGGUCGUCAAUUCAUCCCAAAAUCGUCAGUGCUUUGAGACUCGGCUGUAGUAAUUGACGCCGGUGAUAAAUACCACGCUGUCCGGUUUAGAAUCAGCCGUAGCGUUGUUAAGUUGGCAAAUCAGCGAAGCACGGGAUGUCCGCUGUGUGUUCCUCGCUUUCUUUGCAUUGACCUUUUCCGACCACAUGUUAAUGGAUGAGCAUUGUGGUAAUCUUUGGCAGUAAAGAGCGCAAUCAAUUUCUGAGGAGACCAUUAGCUCCUUUAUUUGAUGGUUGAUUAACGCAAUGUCUUUCUUGUGUUCUUUAAACAGCCCUUGCAGCUUGUUGUCGGCCAUGCUGCUCAUAGCAUGUGGAGUUUCACAGAGUUUCGUCUGCGGGGAUUGUGCAUAUUGUUGACAAUAUUCUAUUGAGUGCGUACAAUUAAACUCUCGCUGUUGAAAGCCAACGCCA